GCAAAUUCCACUGCACGCUACAUGCUGCACCAUUUGGCAGGUUGAUUGUUGCACAGGAGCAGAACAUGGCUACUAAAGUCGCUGUUGUCACAGGAGCCAACAAAGGCAUCGGACUAGCGAUAGUGAAAGGACUUUGUAAAGCAGGUUACAGUGGAGAUGUUCUCCUGACUGCUCGCAGCGAAGCGCUGGGAAAGAAGGCACUGGAGCUGGUGAAAGCCGAGGGCUUCGAAAACGUCGCCUUCCAUCGACUCGACAUCUGCGACCAAAGCAGCUGCCUCGCGCUCAGAAAGUUUCUGGAGGAGAACUACGGAGGCCUGGACGUGCUUAUCAACAACGCGGGAAUCGCUUACAAAGAGAAUGCCACUGAGCCUUUUGGGGAACAGGCUGAAGUCACCAUGCGCACCAACUUCUGGGGAACCCUGUGGGUGUGUCAUGCUCUAUUCCCCCUGCUGAGACCAAAUGCUCGUGUGGUCAAUGUGUCCAGCUUCUACAGCAAGCUGACUCUGGAGAAAUGUAGCCCAGAACUCCAGGCAAAGUUGAGAAGAACAGACAUGUCUGAGGAGGAGCUCUGCUCAAUGAUGGGGGAGUUUGUUAUUGCUGCACAGAUUGGAGCUCAUGAGGCUCAGGGCUGGCCACACCGUCCUUAUGGUACCACCAAGAUCGGUGUGACUGUCCUUUCAAGGAUCCAGGCACGGGUUCUUAAUGAAACCAGGUCCAGCGAUGGCAUUCUCAUCAAUGCCUGUUGCCCAGGCUGGGUGAGAACAGACAUGGCUGGUCAGAAUGCGCCCAAGAGCCCAGAACAAGGAGCAGAAACUCCGGUGUACCUGGCAUUGUUGCCAGAAGGAGCGAAGGAGCCACAUGGACAAUUGGUUUGGGACAAAGAGGUGCAGGAAUGGUAGCAGGAAAGUAGAAAAAUAGCACAUAAAUUAUGUAAACAGAAUAAAAUGUAUUAAAACUAAUGAUUAAGUUCUACUGGAUAAAGCAAUCUAAUUUUUACUCAUCUUGAUUGACAUAAUAAUAUUGGUUUUGUAAUGCAAUAUUUUCCCCACAAAUAUUUGUAUAAAAUUAAUAAAAAAAAAUGAUGUUA
Molecule: messenger RNA, 1087 nt
Organism: Neoarius graeffei (lesser salmon catfish)
Lineage: Eukaryota; Metazoa; Chordata; Actinopteri; Siluriformes; Ariidae
Product: carbonyl reductase [NADPH] 1-like
Exons: 4
Coding region: 66-899 (277 amino acids)
Molecular function (GO): carbonyl reductase (NADPH) activity
Source: RefSeq, a predicted model, not a curated record